CGUUGAUUCGUCCAGCCAGGCUCGCUUGUGGAAGCAGAAAGUACUGGCACCGGCCAAACAGCGGUCUCCUGCGGUUCACUCAGUCAGUCACUAGCAGAGUUCUAGCGUUCCGGUCGGGUAUCUUGGACGGCAAGACUUCUUGCGCUGAAGAAAGACUUCGGAUUGAUACGUUCGCGCAUGCUCUGGUUCUCCUCCAUGCACAUAUCUAUGAAAGUAGAAAUUUUUCAGAGAACUCAAUCCAAAUAAAUUCGGUCGCGCAAACAAGAACGAUCUACUGUGGGUGCCAUUGGUUUCGUUUUUUACGCGUGAAUCUCAGCUGAUUAUAAAUUUAAUCAAAUACUCCAAUUUUGUAAUUGUUGUGAUAGAUUUGCGGGUUUCAUUGUGCUAUUGAAGAUAAUAAAAUUAAAUUUGUUCGCAAGGUUGUGCUCAGUGAGUGCGUCGUGCAAGGAGAAAGAUCCAAGAGGGUGCUAUCAAUGGGAGUUACACUACGUCCAAUGUUUUGAGUAUUAUUCAAUGCCAUGCUGACAAGGAAGUAAAAGGCGAAUUUUAAAUGCGAGUACCAUUCCGCGAAUAAUGCUCAACUUCAUAAUAAACUUAAAAAAAAUUACCAGCGUAGUUGGGAGUAUUGCGGCAUCACAAAAACAACCUUAUCAUCUGCCUUGUCAUCACUGCCAAGAUUGAUAGUAUUUACGUUAGUUACUCGCAAACCACCAGCCCCAACAGCAUUGAUCUUGACCACCCCAUAUCUAUCAGAUGGCAUCGAUUAAAGACAAUAGCAGUAAACGCUCGAGUUUGAUUACUCACAUUGUCAAAACUAAGGAAAACAAUGCCACCAACAAUGACGCGAAAUUCAAAGUGGCCGAGGUGAACGAAACUAGCAUGGAAAUGGAUCGAUUAACUGGGUCCGGACUAAAAUACUUGCCAAAAUGGCCAGCGGUCAACAUUGAGUUCCAAGAUCUAAGUUUGUCCGUGCCGGAUUUAGCAUCAGGGAAAAAAACGAUACUUAAAGGAGUAACUGGAAGAUUUCAAUCUAAUCAGUUAUCAGCAAUCCUGGGACCCUCAGGAUGUGGAAAAACAACUUUGCUUAACACUCUUGCGGGAUAUAAGUCAGACGCUGCCACAGGGCAAGUAAACAUCAACAAUCGGCCGAGAGAUAUGCGGUUGUUUCGGAAAAUGUCUCGCUACAUAAUGCAAAAUGAGGUUCUAAGUCCACACUUGACUGUGGUGGAAGCGAUGGGUGUUGCGGCUGACUUAAAACUUGGAAAUGAUCUCAAAAAAGAGCAGAAAGACGAAGUGAUAGACGAAAUCAUAGAUACCUUAAGGUUGAAUAAAGCUCGAAAUACAAGAGGUUUGCAGUUAUCUGGCGGAGAAAAGAAAAGGCUCUCCAUUGGGUUGGAAUUGGUAAAUAACCCACCGGUCAUAUUUUUAGAUGAACCGACAACGGGUCUCGAUGAUGCUGCCAGUGUUCAGUGCAUCGCUCUACUACAAAGGAUUGCUCAUUCAGGACGUACAAUUAUUUGUUCCAUUCAUACACCUUCAGCAAGGAUAUUUGAAAUGUUUGAUCAUGUCUAUGUAAUGGCUGAAGGUCAAUGCGUUUAUCAGGGAUCAAGUACUCAUAUCGUACCUUAUAUACAAGAAUUUGGAUUAAGCUGCCCGUUAACUUACAACCCAGCCGAUUUCAUUAUUGAAGUUGUCAGCCACGAAUAUGGCACCGAAUAUAAUGAGAAAAUGGUAGCAGCUGUGGACAAUGGAAAAUCCUUCAGCUGGUGUCCUCAUUCACACCACGAAGACACAGAGGACUCGAAAGGUUCAUCUCUCCUAGCACACUCACAUCACGAAGGGCACACGAUCGAGCAGUUUGAGGAGGAGAUAGACAUUAAACAGUUGAAAUCAAAAUCGAGUUGGAUACAGCAGUUCGCCGUGUUGUUGCGGCGGAUGCUCCUGGAAAUGUGGCGAGAUACGAAUUACAUCAAAUUGAAAUUCUGCAUGACUAUUACAUUGGGUCUGAUAGUUGGCGGACUGUACGAAGGAGUUGGGAACGAUGCCACAAAAGCCCUUUUCAAUUUUGGAUUUGCAUUUGGAAUCACAAUUGCGUACCUUUAUAAGCCCAUGAUGCCGGUGUUAUUACAAUUUCCUACGGAAGUCCGAUUGCUGAAGCGGGAGUACUUUAAUCAAUGGUACAAAUUAGGACCAUAUUAUUGUGCGAUGAUAUGCGCGAAAAUGCCAUUUCAAAUAUUCCUGGCGCUCAUUUAUUUAACAAUGAUCUACUUGAUGUCCAGUCAACCCUUAGAGCUCUCUCGUAUUGUAAUGCUCUAUGCAGUGUCCUUUUUGAUUGCUAUGAAUUCGGAUAGCUUUGGGGUACUGAUUGCUUCUAGGCUCAGUAUUGUGAAUGCCAUGUUCAUCGGGCCGGUGCUUGCCUGUCCCAUGAUCCUAUUGUCGUGCUACGGGAUUGGAUUUGGGAGAGGAGUGUACAUCCCUACGUAUGUCCGGGUUUUGAUGUCCUUAAGUUAUAUACGACAUGGACUGGAAGGUAUUUUAGCUGCUUUGUACGGGAACAAUAGAGCGGAUACAUUUUGUCCGGACGAUGAAGUAUUUUGCAUGUUUCGCAAGGCUGAAUUCCUUCUGAAUCUUCUCGGGUUUAAUAAUCUCAACUACGCUGUCUCCGUUUCGGCGCUCCUAGGAUACUAUGUAUUUUUCACGGUGGCUGCGUAUUAUAUGAUUAAGAGUAGACUAUCGUUCAGUACAUGUAAUUAUGCUGCCGUACAGUAUGUUUCGCAGUUCGUUAAGACACAUUUAAAUUUUGCCUCAUAUAAAUAUUAAGUGGAGAUAAAAGUAAGCAGAUAGAUGGAUACGAAUAUUGAAUAGAUAAGAGAAUGUGUGAUGGCUAUCUUUAUAAGAAUUAGAUUCUUUGGGUGCUAAGUGCUUUUGUAGUGUUAAAAUCAAGACGAUUUCUCAAGAGAGAUUGUAUUAAAUGUGAUUUGAAAUAAGAUUUAUAAUAAUUUUCACCGAAAAGAAAAUAAAAUAAACUCAGAUUAUGAAGGUACUAAA
Molecule: messenger RNA, 3048 nt
Organism: Hermetia illucens (black soldier fly)
Lineage: Eukaryota; Metazoa; Arthropoda; Insecta; Diptera; Stratiomyidae
Product: ATP-binding cassette sub-family G member 1
Exons: 11
Coding region: 754-2820 (688 amino acids)
Cellular component (GO): plasma membrane
Molecular function (GO): ATP hydrolysis activity; ABC-type transporter activity; ATP binding
Source: RefSeq, a predicted model, not a curated record